This is a messenger RNA of Electrophorus electricus (electric eel), 1263 nucleotides long. RefSeq names its product FUN14 domain containing 1 (gene fundc1). The record is from RefSeq and is a predicted model, not a curated record. Gene Ontology annotation, biological process: autophagy of mitochondrion. Gene Ontology annotation, cellular component: mitochondrial outer membrane. Lineage: Eukaryota; Metazoa; Chordata; Actinopteri; Gymnotiformes; Gymnotidae.
AUGACUACGUUGGUAAUGAUCGCCAGUUUCAGUCACCACAGUCGCUGUAACAGAUCUAAACAGAUGCGGUACAGUACUUUGAGAACACAGCAGUGAAGUUUAUUUUGUUUAAUUCGCUGAGCCGUAUGCACUUUUAAAACGACAUUGGUGUGCGUAACCCGCAUAAGCUGGCGAGGUAGCGAGGCAGCAGCUGUCAACAUAUCUGAGCCCGUGUAAAAUGGCGGACCGUGGGGAAGAAGCAGAGAGCGAGGAUGAGCUGUAUGAGGUGGUGGACAUCACAGACUAUGCUAGGCGACAUCGGUGGUGGAGCAGAGUGUUUGGGAGCAGUACUGGACCCAUUGCUGAAAAGUACUCGGUGACCACGCAAAUCAUGAUGGGGGGCGUAACAGGCUGGUGUGCUGGUUAUUUGUUUCAGAAGGUUGGAAAAGUGGCAGCGACCGCAGUUGGUGGAGGAUUCCUUUUGUUACAAAUUGCCAAUCAUAGUGGUUAUGUGCAGGUUGACUGGAAGAAAGUAAAGAAGGAUGUAAAUAAAGCCAAGAAGCAUCUGAAGAAGAAAGCCAACAAAGCCGCUCCUGAGUUUAAUUCAUUUAUUGAAGAGUCCACAGAAUUUUUGAAGAGAAAUAUUGUUGUCUCAAGUGGAUUUGUUGGAGGAUUUCUGCUGGGUCUGGCAUCCUAAAUCACAGCUGGACCUGCUAUACAGAUGGACUCUGCGUAUCCAGAGACAUUUUACACGGAGGCUCAGAAACCAUGGUUUUAAGACAAAGUUGUUGUUUGAGUCGGGGCCUGGAAUGGAGUUGACCCUCUUGUAUGUCCAGGAACAAAAGUGCGGCACAAGAUUGUUCUGGUGUGUAGUUAAUAACUGGAAUGCCACAAUAGCAAUCAUUCAAUGCUUUGUCUUAUAGCUACUGAUCAGUGUCAUGACCAGUCAAUAUACCAUAAAACAUUAAAACCAUAUCUGGAACUAGGCUGUUCACUUUAACAUUACUUUAAAACUUUACAUGAAGUAGGCUUGUAAUCUGUGAAGCUUGUAGGCCUGUGAUCUGUGAAACUUUAAACAUGUAUGGUUCUGCUUUUUGGACAAUGUAACAUUUUUGUUGUUUCAUGAAAGGCUACUUGUGUUUUUUCCCCCAUGGAUUUUGUGAAGCUAAUGAUGAAGCUAAUGAUGUCACUGGAAUUUCCAAACUUAUGGUUAUAUAAAGUAUGACCUACCAGUAAAGAGGCAGUAAUUAUUUGUGUAUGUAAACCAGUAAAAAUAUUUGUGUA